This is a messenger RNA of Alternaria postmessia, 870 nucleotides long. RefSeq lists its product as uncharacterized. Lineage: Eukaryota; Fungi; Ascomycota; Dothideomycetes; Pleosporales; Pleosporaceae. The coding region runs from base 1 to 870 and encodes 289 amino acids. Gene Ontology annotation, molecular function: alpha-1,2-mannosyltransferase activity. Gene Ontology annotation, biological process: GPI anchor biosynthetic process. The record is from RefSeq and is a predicted model, not a curated record. Gene Ontology annotation, cellular component: endoplasmic reticulum membrane. The transcript has 6 exons.
AUGCCGACCCGCACCAACGCUGCGAGGGACACGAAUCCGAGCGGGACUGGUGCUCCACCACGAGCGCAGUCCAACAGCUAUCGUGACUCGACGCUAGGCAUCUUCGCAUUGCUGCUUGCUUUCCGCAUCGUGAACGCACUAACCCUGCGCACCUUCUUCCAGCCCGACGAGUUCUUCCAGUCGCUCGAGCCUGCAUGGCAGCUGGCUUUUGGCCCCGCCACCCAUGCCUGGAUCACCUGGGAGUGGAGAUCCCAAUUGAGGUCGUCCCUGCAUCCAGCGCUAUUCGCAGCCGUCUAUCGAGUCGCGGCACAUGUUGCUGACCUCUGCGGCUUGCGCUUGCCUGCUAAAGCCGAACUACUCCUAGCUGCCCCGAAAGUUACCCAAGCCGUCUUUGCAGCCUUGCUUGAUUGCUACACUUGGAAACUUGCGGAAAAGGUUUACGGUCGUGGCAGUCGCACCGCUCUCACUACUCUUGCAUUGUCUGUUUGCAGCCCAUGGCAAUGGUUCUGCGCGACACGGACACUAUCUAAUUGUCUUGAGACUACCAUCACUUCGGUUGCUAUCUAUUAUUGGCCUUGGCGGGGUGAUUGUAAAACGCAUAUUGCACACCAGAACCUCGGCUCUCUCUCAGAGUUGCGCCUGUCACUACUUCUGGCAGCGCUUGCGUGUAUUCUCCGGCCAACCAAUGCUCUCAUCUGGUUAUCCAUAUCUAUCCCAACCCUGUGGCAAGCCUCACAGCGGCCGCGCUAUGUGUUGGCCCGUGAAAUCCUGAUUUGCGGUGCAAAGAUCCAUUGUCGGCUCCGCCGUACUGGUAUGCUCAGUCGCGACCGAUCGGCUCUAUUACAGGGUCUGGACUCUUCCGCCGCUUAG